AUCAUCGAGUUUGUUCUUAAAUUAUGAAGAUGAGACUCAUUUAAGGAAAAGUGUAAAAGAAAGGUGAUCAUCCAGGAUUUAUUUAACGAAAUAACGUUCGAUGCAUCACGAGUGUUUUGAUUAAAUAUCGAGGAUGCUUUAGAAUGUUGUCUUCUUCAAUAUCGACUCCGUUCAGCGUUCGUGAUAUUCUUAAUGAAGAACAGCAGCUUGGUGCCAUGGACUGUUACGCACAUCAAAAUCAAACACAACAACAACAUGUGCAUCAAGAUUAUUAUUCAUAUAAUAUUGUACCUGAGAACAAUUGGGAAAUGGAUAAAUUUAAAGAGCAAUCGAUGCCCAACUAUCAGCAUUAUUCUGAUCUCAAUCACGUUCACCAAUUGAGUCAGGUGGUACCACCGUAUCAAGAAACUUCUAUUACUGAAGACGGUAAUAUUGUUACAUCCAGCAAAACAGAAUUGCGCAAAAGUCAAUCUGGUAAAAGAACGAAACGAAAACCAAGAGUAUUGUUCUCACAAACACAAGUUUAUGAACUGGAACAACGAUUUAAGCAACAAAGGUAUCUGAGUGCACCCGAGAGAGAGAUGCUGGCCCAAAAUUUGAAAUUAACUAGCACGCAAGUGAAGAUCUGGUUCCAAAAUCGACGAUACAAGAACAAACGCGCCCGAAUCGAAGAUGCCGAAAAACUGCAGGCGCAGAAUAUGAAGAAUCAAUCAUUGAAGAAAAUUACUGUACCGAUUCUUAUCAAGGAUGGCAAACCUAACGUUCAAGAAUCUUACAACGGUCCUUACUGGCCGAAUAUCCGAUCCGAUUUAAGCGUCCCGAUGCAGACAGAUUUCAGGACGAACGAGAUUCGUCUCAGUCCCGACUUUAGAUCCAACUCGAACGAAGUGAGAAUUGACUCCAGUAUUAGCCCAGAGUAUAAAUCAGAGGUCAGCUCAGAAAUGCCAGGAAGAUCAAGUUUGCAUAAUAUAGUGGAUAGGCAGCACGUUCCAGAGUACAGAAACAAUUUUGUGACGGAAACUCCACCGGGUGUUCACGAUUGCGAUCGAUUAAUCAAAACGCAAUUUAAAACAUGCGCGAAUGGAAAUGAAACUGCAUCGUAUUCAGAUCUGAAAAAUAUCCAAUCCGAUAAUAAACAGCUUAUGACUGACAAGCGGAUGCCUAUGGAUGUCUCUAGUGGCGAAUAUGGAUUUCCCAAUUAUCUUGCUCCGCCUAAUUAUCAAAUGCAGUACGUGAAUUAUAUGGAACAAAUACCUAUGGAUCAAAAUUUACAGCGAUUAUGGUAGGUCUUUACGAGAAAGAAUUAUCUGACGUGAAAAUUAUAAAUGAUUGAUCUCUGUACAAUUUCUGCUUUCGAAUUUAUUAUAAUGAUUUCAGUUGACAGGAGCUUAAAUUUACGACACUAAA
Molecule: messenger RNA, 1407 nt
Organism: Camponotus floridanus (Florida carpenter ant)
Lineage: Eukaryota; Metazoa; Arthropoda; Insecta; Hymenoptera; Formicidae
Product: homeobox protein Nkx-2.5
Exons: 3
Coding region: 144-1286 (380 amino acids)
Biological process (GO): regulation of transcription by RNA polymerase II; cell differentiation
Cellular component (GO): nucleus
Molecular function (GO): DNA-binding transcription factor activity, RNA polymerase II-specific; RNA polymerase II cis-regulatory region sequence-specific DNA binding
Source: RefSeq, a predicted model, not a curated record